This is a messenger RNA of Suillus paluster, 981 nucleotides long. RefSeq lists its product as uncharacterized. NCBI's taxonomy places the organism in Eukaryota, Fungi, Basidiomycota, Agaricomycetes, Boletales, Suillaceae. The transcript has 10 exons. The coding region runs from base 1 to 981 and encodes 326 amino acids. The record is from RefSeq and is a predicted model, not a curated record.
AUGACCGCUGGGGAUGGACAUCAAUGGACGGCCACCUUCCCGGAGCCAUGUAUGCCAUUCUCAGAAGUUCGGCAUGCCCUUUGCUGUGAAUUCGAACAUCCACGUAUUUUAUCUGAGCAGCAUGGAUCAUCAGCAGCCCAUAGAGGAAAAUGCUGGCUCGUGGAUCCUGCAAGUGGUGGAACUGUUAUUGCAUCUGUCAAAUCCCCAAUUGUUCCUUUGGUAUGUGCAGUCCGUAUUCAACCCCUGGUAAAAUACACACCACUGACUUUAUCCCUGCAUGCCAUUGACCGCAAAACAGGACAUUAUUGCACUAUUGAUGACCUUUUCCAGCACCAGCAAGGUAUUUCGGGGAUGGGCGCAAAGAAACUAGGCUCAUACCAUGGUUUCCAAAGGUCAAGGCCAAGACUGGCAUCUGCAGUGGUGAAGGACCACGCGAUGAUAUCUAGUGAUGUUCCAGCCUGGCAUCAAGCCCUGGGCCAGCCCAAGACAGGCCUAAACAAGCCAAGUUGGGAGACAUUAGCUGGGUUGACAGCAUCCAUGCCUGUCAGUGCAACACCAGCUGUUGUCGGCAGGGACUCGCAAUGCAUUGGGUUUCGCAAACCUUGUGACAUCAGCAUCAAUGACAAUGGUUGCUGUGCUGGUCAUUAUUGUUACGUGCAUUACCAACAACUACCAAUUGAGAAAGGCCUUCAAGAUCCCAAAGAACUCGCAUGUCACGAGAGAAAAUAUGACAUACUUAUAAGAUUGACCGAAGUACUGCAGCUCCAGUGGUCCAAGUCACUUGAAGCUAAAAAAUCAAAAACAGCCUCCCAGUCUUGUCAGAUUGGACGGUCCGAGGGAGCCAGUAGUACUUUAGGCAAUUUAGUCAGGAUCUAUGAUCCAAUUGAUAUCGUGAAUGGGCCAACAUUGUUACAGUCACCAACUCCUCAUGCUGGGGCAUUCGUGAGGAUAUAUUACCCCAAUGGACAGCGAUUGGAAUAA